Cercocebus atys (sooty mangabey) is the source of this 1747-nucleotide messenger RNA. RefSeq names its product pregnancy-specific beta-1-glycoprotein 5-like. Gene Ontology annotation, biological process: regulation of immune system process; signal transduction. Gene Ontology annotation, molecular function: protein tyrosine kinase binding. The record is from RefSeq and is a predicted model, not a curated record. The coding region runs from base 1 to 1077 and encodes 358 amino acids. Gene Ontology annotation, cellular component: cell surface; plasma membrane. NCBI's taxonomy places the organism in Eukaryota, Metazoa, Chordata, Mammalia, Primates, Cercopithecidae. The transcript is spliced from 6 exons.
AUGGGGCCCCUCUCAGCGCCUCCCUACACACUGCACAUCACCUGGAAGGAGCUUCUACUCACAGCAUCACUUUUAAUCUUCUGGGACCCGCCCACCACUGCCCAAGUCACGAUUGAAGCUCAGCCAACCAAAGUUUCUGAGGGGAAGGAUGUUCUUCUACUUGUCCACAAUUUGCCCACGAAAGUUGCUGGCUACAUCUGGUACAAAGGGCAAAUAAUGGACCUCCAGCAUUACAUUACAGCAUAUACAAUAGACACUGAAAAGAUUAUAUUUGGGCCUGCAUACAGUGGACGAGAAACAGUAUAUUCUAAUGCAUCCCUGCUGAUCCAGAAUGUCACCAAGAAUGACACAGGAUCCUACAGCAUUCAAAUCACAAACCCAUGUGAUGAGACUAAAGGAAUAACUGGACAUUUCACCUUAUACGAGACACUGAGAAAAAGAUGCAAACAUGGAAAGGUGGAAAGUGUUGACGACAUAGAAAAUAGCAAUCAUUAUUUCUCACAUCCCAAAGCCUUGAAAAACAUACAAGUGCAGCAUGGCCAGUAUGGAUUUGACCAAAAACUAAUCACCAAGCUAGAAAAGUGGAACGAUGCCUGUGGAGGAAUCAAAGGUGCCACAGGACAAUCUUCUCUCUGUUAUCCACACAGUCCCAGGCUAAAGCAACCCGGUGAAAACAGGAUCCUCAUUCUAGCCAAUGUCACAAGAAAUGACACAGGCCCCUAUGAAUGUGAAAUAUGGGACCAAGUUGGUAGCAACCCCAGUGACCCAGUCACGCUGGAUGUCCUUUAUGGUCCACGCAUCCCCAGCAUUUUCUCUUCAUCCCCCUAUUACCGUUCAGGAGAAAAACUCUACUUGUACUGCUUCGCGGACUCUAACCCACCGGCAGAGUAUUCUUGGACGAUUGAUGGGAAGUUUCUGCAAUCAGGACAAGAGCUCUCUAUCCGCGAAAUUACUGCACAGCAUAGCGGAAUCUAUGGUUGCUCGGCUCGUAACUCAGCCACUGGCAGCUCAAGUUCCGCAUUCAAGACGAUCAAAGUCUCUGGUUCUUCAGGAAGAGGACAUCUAUCCUGGCAUUGAUCCGACAUAGCAGCCGUGAUGUCAUUUCUGUAUUUCAGGAAGUCUGGCAGGUAUGAUGGCCUUUUCUCUUGUACCGCUUCCUGCAGGCUGACUGCCAUGCUUGGGAGAGGGAAAAGGCUUAUUGGCCUGUAUCUGGGACUGGAUCUCCUCCUUCUUCCACUAAACUCCUGCUUCUCAGCACUAAUUCCUGCAGUUCCCUUUCUCCCUGGCCUUUAUGCUCCCUCUACCCCAAUGUCUUUUAGCCAUAAUUGUCUCGUUUAUUUCUCAGAUUCAAAUGAGAAACACAAUUUCUCAUUGUGACACCCUCUUCAUUAUUUUUCACAUCUCUCAAUAGUGUAAUUCUCUCCAUUCCCAUAAAGACCAACCACUUCUCAAAGUGUUGCUUGACUUCUUGUGUCCAGACUUUGAAACCUUCCUUGCAUAUGACUGCCUCAUUACCUUUCUAAAAUCUAGUUAAUUCACUUAAUCAAGAAUCUCCAGGGGUCUACACUAGCCUAUUUGGUAAGUUCACAUUUCUUCUAUUUACUAAUCCUUCUCACUUCCUUUACCUCUACUUCCUAGUAUAAUUCCUCUAUCCUAAUUAGAACUGUCUUCCUACACAUCCCUGCCCCUUCACCCAUAUAGACAUAAAAUUCUUAGUUCCAAUGCUAUGCCUAAAAACAGGAUGAAC